Messenger RNA from Plasmodium knowlesi strain H, 270 nucleotides. The record is from the annotation of a RefSeq genome assembly. Lineage: Eukaryota; Apicomplexa; Aconoidasida; Haemosporida; Plasmodiidae.
AUGAUAAAGUUAUAUUGGUUAAAAAUUUCUUUAAAUAAUAAGUAUAUAUUUAUUAAUUUUAAAAAUAAAUAUAAAAAGAAUAUGAUAUUAAAUAUAUAUAAUAAAAAUUUAUAUAUUUAUAAAAAAUUAUUAAAUUUAUAUAUUAAAGUAUAUAAUGGUUAUAAAUUUAUACCUAUUUAUAUAAAUAAAUAUAAAUUAUAUAAUAAAAUAGGUAGUUUUAUAAAUACUAAAUAUAUUAAAAAUAAUUUAAAAGAGUUAUUAUUAAAUUAA